Messenger RNA from Anoplophora glabripennis (Asian longhorned beetle), 384 nucleotides. It is a transcript of the gene Acp62F, whose product is annotated as chymotrypsin-elastase inhibitor ixodidin. The coding region runs from base 110 to 364 and encodes 84 amino acids. The record is from RefSeq and is a predicted model, not a curated record. NCBI's taxonomy places the organism in Eukaryota, Metazoa, Arthropoda, Insecta, Coleoptera, Cerambycidae. The transcript is spliced from 2 exons.
CAGAUAUAGGACAUAAAUAUUAAUUUCUGAGAUAAAUUGGAUUUCUUGUUAUAAAUACGAAAAUUAGUGUGCGCAUUCAUUUGUUGUGGCUCAGUUGUUUAAAGUAAAAAUGGCACUUGGAUCCGUUUGCUAUUUGUUGUUUUUUAUUACAGCACUAUGUUCUGGUGGAGAGGCCUCUGACCAAUGUGAGGACCCAAACGCAUACUAUACUGAGUGUGGAACAGCUUGUCGCGCUACCUGUCAAAAUAGACAGUACGGCAACUGCAUCGCCCUUUGCGUCCCUGGUUGUUUCUGUAAACGGAAUUAUAUACUGAACGAGGACUCAGGGAAGUGCGUCACUAUUCGAAACUGUCCACGAUAUUGAACACAAUAUAUCGACAUGUU